CCGCCACCAUAGGCUUCGUGGCUGGCUUGUCAAUUUGUCGUCACCUUUACGUUCAAGUUUGCCUUUUUGAACAUCACUCGUUUCCCAUUUCUAUUUCCAAUUCCAACUAUGAGAAUCUAAAACACACUUUAUUCCAAGCUUUGUCUUUUUUGUCUCUUAAUCAUCCAUCUCGAUACCCGCCUAUCCGAUUGUACUAAGUUAGCGAUAUUGCAUCUGCUCGCCGAUAACACGUUCACUCUUUUUUUCACUUUUUCGAUAAUAUUAUACAAACUCAACACCUACAACAACACGGUACACAUACACAAUGGCCGACGCUAUAUCUUCUUUCAUUCGGAGAGUAAUCGUCGAAUCUCCUCCCGGAGAAUGGGCUAUGCGCCAGCUUCGCGAUCUGCUCAUCGGCGCCCUUAAACAAGGACCCAUUCCCCAACAUGUAUCCUUUGAGAUGGACGGCAACCGACGAUAUGCUCGAAACCACAGAAUGGAGGCUCUGGAAGGCCACCACCGAGGAUUCGAGGCACUGGCAAGGAUUAUGGAAAUCUGCUACAAGUCUGGUGUCAAGGUAGUGACCGUGUACGCCUUUAGUAUCGAGAACUUCAACCGUCCUGCGAGGGAAGUCGAAGGUCUGAUGGAAUUGGCCAAAACUAAGCUGGAGCAAUUGACCAAAUACGGACACAUUCUCGACCGCUACGGUGCGCGAGUGCGCGUCUUGGGCCAGCGCGAGAUGAUUCGAGAAGAUGUACUCCAAGUUGUCGAUAAAGCUGUUGCAAGGACGAGACAUAACAACAAGGCUGUCCUCAACAUCUGUUUCCCCUACACAUCGCGGGCUGAGAUCACAACGGCGGUCAAGUCAACAGUUCAAGAGUUCCUCGCCCCCUCUCCUCCUCGAAGCACACCUUUCUCGCCGUCGCGAAUUCGACGCAAGAUCCUCUCCCGCCAACUGGACGACCGCGAGGGACUACCCAUGAUUCCCGAUACCGUGACCGAAGAGACCGAGCCCUCAUCUGGUGACGAUAUCAAGAAGGAUAGUGAUGGAGAUUCUUCAUCACCUACACUGCUCCCGGAUUCUCCCCCACCUCGCCAGCGGGCACGAAACAGCGCCGCCAGCCUUUCAGGGCUGCCGAAUCCCGAGACGAUCACAGCCGAAACUCUCGACAAGCAUAUGUACACGGCAAACGACCCACCCCUGGACAUCUUUGUGCGAACCAGCGGCGUGGAACGACUCAGCGACUUUAUGCUCUGGCAGUGCCACCAGGACACACAGAUCUUCUUCAUCGACACCCUGUGGCCCGACUUUGAUCUCAAGGACUUUAUCUGGAUCUUGCUCGAGUGGCAGUGGAGGCAGAAGCAGAAGGACCGCGACGACACCACGGUCCGACCUACUUCUGUUUCAGCGUGAUUUGAUUCUGGCGGCAGUGAUACCCUGGUCGAGUUAGAAAAUUGAGUCGAAUCUCUAGUUGUGGUGCGCAGUUUCAUUGUCCGAAAUGGGCUUGCUGGAAUUUGAGAAUUAUUUGGUGUUAUUUGUUUUAUACACUGCGGAGUGAUAGACUUCAAUACACCCACCCAUAAUGGUAUAUUUUAUUUUUGAAUUGC
Molecule: messenger RNA, 1590 nt
Organism: Fusarium graminearum PH-1
Lineage: Eukaryota; Fungi; Ascomycota; Sordariomycetes; Hypocreales; Nectriaceae
Exons: 3
Coding region: 305-1396 (363 amino acids)
Cellular component (GO): endoplasmic reticulum; lipid droplet; membrane
Molecular function (GO): ditrans,polycis-polyprenyl diphosphate synthase [(2E,6E)-farnesyl diphosphate specific] activity
Source: RefSeq, a predicted model, not a curated record